CGACAACCACCACGCGAUGCGGUCAUAGCGCUCAAAGCUUUGCACAUAGAUUGAAGCGCUGAUAACAGGUUUUCCAUAUCUUCUAAAACUAUGGGGACUUUGAUGAAAUGAGACAGAUACCACACACGAUCGGGUCUCGGCUCCUCUAGCGUACAUUUAUGGCUGCGCCGGCCCCGGCUGUACCUGGGAUUGGGUGGAGAAGGCCAGUUCAUGCCAAGACAGGUAUGACAUAGGUUAGUUGCUUCAGCGUCAUAUGGCUGCUGAAGACGUAAUGUGGAGGUGUUGUGCAACAGGGCGCAAGUGUGUGUCGUGGGUAUAUAAGGCUGGCCUUUGAUGUGUGGAAGAGCACUAUACAUCAGCAACUACUCAUCACAAAACAACUCCAUCUACAUUUUCAAACCCACGACCAAGUCGAACUUCACGUCAAACCUCUAUCAAACAUGUCUGGCCAAGGAGUUUCCCACCAGGGCAUUACCGCCCCCGGUCUGAGCGAGGCAGACCAGAACAUCAACAACACUACCGAGGAUAUCAGCAACAAGGCUUCCGGACACAAGGCCAAUCUGAGCAACCCCAACACCAGCGAAGAGUCCAAGAAGAAGUCUGCUGAGGCGCUCAAGGCCCUUGGUGGUGAGGAUGCUUUCUAUGGAAAGCAGGGUAAGGGCGAGUAAGGGAGUGGAAGUAGAAGUAGAAAGAGAUGAUUAUGAUACCAUAUUGAGAUGAGAAUGUAAUGUCUUUCAACAUCAAUGAUGCUCCUGCUAUAUGCGUGAUGAGUGAUCACCGCUGUCCACUGUGUCUCGUGUUGUGUGGGUAUACUAUUAGACUUACAUUACAAGCUGGAGCUCCUUCGCAGGUGUUACACGUCC
Alternaria rosae is the source of this 863-nucleotide messenger RNA. RefSeq lists its product as uncharacterized. Lineage: Eukaryota; Fungi; Ascomycota; Dothideomycetes; Pleosporales; Pleosporaceae. The transcript has 2 exons. Bases 441 to 668 code for a protein of 75 amino acids. The record is from RefSeq and is a predicted model, not a curated record.